AUGGCCGGCAUACCAUUCAACUCCUACCACGGUCCAGAUUCGGGUCCUCUUCCCCCAGGCGUCGGUAUGGCAUUCCCCAACUCCCCAUUCCCCAUGGGCUACGCACCAUCGCCUUAUGGCUACCCUGAUUAUUACUCUACUGGCUACGGCCCACCAGGCUUUGCAGCUCCUCCGUACCCUUUUUCCAGCACUCAUCCCGCGCCUCCUUCUGCCGAUAAAAGCGGUAUGCCCGGUAUAAACGUCAAGAAUCAAUUCGACGGUAUCGGUCUUCCCCCAGGCUACAAUUAUCUCUUUCCCCCCUCUCACUGCCUUGUGCAUGUCUUCAUAACCGGCUCCACACCCCCUUGGCUCGCAAACUCCCCGCUCUAUCCACAUGAUGUGGCUAAUCAUCGUAAGUUUUUUGUUCCAUCUACCAUGACGAUCAAGGAUAUGAUGCAGCAACUGGGUUGUAGCAAUAAAGAUGCGGAUAAGAAUGUGAUGACGGAGGUCCAGGAAGUGGGGAAUGGAAAGUGGACUAAGGGAAUGGUUUUCAAGGGAGGGAAUAGCCAGAGGAUGAAGAUGACGCUUGCAAGUUUGGGGUGGGAGAUGGGAAGAAAGAGAACCGGGUUGCCGGGGCAAGGUCCGUUAAUCUGGGUUUAUCUUACUGGGGAUUAG
Molecule: messenger RNA, 654 nt
Organism: Botrytis byssoidea
Lineage: Eukaryota; Fungi; Ascomycota; Leotiomycetes; Helotiales; Sclerotiniaceae
Exons: 1
Coding region: 1-654 (217 amino acids)
Source: RefSeq, a predicted model, not a curated record